AGCCCAGAACUAGGCUGGCGUGACGUCGACGCUGACGCUACGGUGGCGGCGGCUGCGGCGGCGGCUGCGGCCGGGGCCAGGGUCGGCGCGGUUGCCAUGGCAGCCCCGAGCGGAGGCCCGGGAGUCGGCGCCGGGGCCGAGGGCGGCGCGGGGCCCGAGGGCGGCUUCUCGUUCGGCGGGUUCCCGGUGCUGGGCGGCCUGGGCCCCGCGGUCCCGGGCCCGACCCCGGCGCCGCUGCGGCUCCUGCACGAGCUGUGGCAGCGUGACCCCGGCCCGGAUCCCGGAGAUGAGCGGAGCGGCAAGCUGCGGCCCUGCCGCCUGCGGCGUGCGGCCCGGCCGCACCGCCGCCUGGGGCCCACGGGCCGGGAGGUGCACGCGUUGAAAAGACUGCGGGAGUCUGCCAAUGCCAAUGACUUAGAAACAGUGCAGCAGCUGCUGGAAGACGGGGUGGAUCCAUGCACGGCGGACGACAAAGGCCGCACGGCCCUGCACUUUGCUUCCUGCAAUGGCAGUGACCAGAUUGUGCAGCUGCUGCUGGACCACGGUGCUGAUCCCAACCAGAGAGACGGGCUGGGGAACACGGCUCUGCAUCUGGCUGCCUGUACCAACCACGUUCCCGUCAUCACCACGCUGCUCCGAGGAGGGGCCCGGGUGGAUGCCCUGGACCGGGCUGGCAGGACCCCCUUGCACCUUGCCAAGUCAAAGCUGAAUAUUCUACAGGAGGGGCACUCCCAGUGCUUGGAAGCUGUCCGGGUGGAGGUGAAACAGAUCAUACAGAUGCUCAGGGAGUACUUGGAGCGGCUGGGGCAGCACGAGCAGCGGGACCGGCUGGAUGACCUCUGCGCCCGCCUGCAGAUGACCAGCACCAAAGAGCAGGUGGACGAGGUGACAGACCUCCUGGCCAGUUUCACAUCGCUCAGCCUGCAGAUGCAGAAGCUGGAGAAGAGGUAGCCCCAGAGAGAGGAGCCUCCUGUGCCCUCCACGACCUUUGCCCAGCUCCCAUCAUCCUCAUCUCAGGAAGAGGGGAGAUGCCAGCCUGUCCUGCUACUCUUCCCUGGAUCCCCCCUGCUGGUGCCCAAAGGGCCCCACUUCUCAGAGCCUCCUCUUUUGGCCUCUAUCACCAGACACCCAACACCAUUCCCUCCGUCCCCAGACAGCCCAGCCAGGCUGAUGCUGUUGGCCUCGCUCAGGAGUCCCAGCUUGGGGGUUUCUAGACCCCCUUCUCCUUCUCCUUUCCUGGACACAAAUGGGAGCAGCUGGGCCUGACCCCUUCCCCAUUCUCUCUUAUAAGCUUUUCACUAGCAAAGAUUCAAGUGCAUGCCUUUGAGGCUUGCUAUUGUGAGCAGAGAAGGGGGUAGGGGUGGGGAGGAGCCCGUUUUCUGAGGCCUUUUCGGGAAGACCAGGGGUUCUGGAGGUAGACAUCGCACCUUUCACCAGCGCUUAAAUCUCAGACUUGACCCCUCAGUGAUGGAGUGUGGUGAGCUGAGUGAGGAUUUUCUUUUGAGAUGGGAGGUUCUGGGUGGGGCCGGGCAUUUGUGAGGCUGCAGUCUGUUGAGGGGGAACGGCUUUGAACCAAAGCGUAGAGCGGAAACCUUGUCAUUGGAAGUGUUGGUUCUUGGCAGGAGGCAGGACCCUUCCCUGCCUCCUCUUGUGGGGAGGCCCAGUGAGGAGCUGCCUCCAUUCUGGGGCUGUUCGGAAAGGGUCACUGCCUCUCCUCUCCUUACUACAUCUCUGACCACUCUGGGAAAACAGCCUGUCGCUGCCUGCGGGCUCUGACUCCCUGUUUUCUCUUUCUCCCUUCACCCUUUGGCUGGGGGCUGGUGAGGCUGUUUGCCAGGCUCUGCUCCAGGCUGCUCCCCUGAGCCCCUGGGGGCAGGCAGGGCCCUGAGAGGCCUCCGGGAGGGGAGGACAAAACCCAAGGUGGUGGAUUGCAGACUGGAGGGCCAUGGCUGUGUCCAUGAGGCAGAAGGGAAUUGGCCAAGGAGAAGGGGAAGCUUGCCCUCCUGGUGCCGGCGACUUGACCAGCAGCUCCUGGGGUCUCAGGGGCUCUGAGGCAGUUGGGGGCUGGCCUUCUUCCCACUCUCCUAGCGGCCUCACCCACCCUCAGGGCGUGUGGCCAGCACUUUAAAGGGGAGCAGCAGGGUGGAUCUGCCUGGGGAGCAAGGGUGGGCUUCUAGCGCCCUCCUCCCCGAGACCCAGUCCCCAUUGCUUGAGAUGGAGCCCGGGCCCUAAGCAGGGAAGUCAGUAAAGCCUCCAUUCUGUCAUUUAUCAUCUGAGCACUCAAGGCCAGAGCCAGAGCCACCUUGCCUUAAAGUGUGCAGCAUGUCCUCACCUCACCUCAAGCUAGCCCAGGGAGGGGGCAGAUCUACCCCCAUCGUAGACAGUGAGACGACCUGCCCAAGGUCACUUGAUGAGGCUCAACCUUUGUUCCAACCCUUGAGUCCAGAGCCCUUCGCACCCGUCCCCUGUGCUGUGUGUGAGGUCUGUAGAGCCCAGGUGAGACCCCCACACUCUGGGCAAGGUCCAUGCAGGCAGCUGGCAGAGAGAUCGGGGCAUUGAGGCCACAGCUCUUCCCCCUCUUCCCAACUCCCACUGGGGUGUGGCCACUAUUCUGGGCCCCUCUGAGACCCCCCCCCCCAGUGCUGCCGGGCUAGGAGGCUUCUUUAGGGGCUGUCCUCGUCUUAUUCUUUCCUGGGAACGUGGAGAUCCCCACCGAGGAAUUCCUGCAGGUGAAUAUGCCCCUUCAGGCUGGGUCUUCUCUGUCUCCAGGUGUGGCAGGUAUGCUCCCCACUCUGUGGGGGAUGGAGACCUCCCAUAAAGCCACAGUCACAAGCCACUUACUGGUUCCUAAUGAGGGUCAGACACAGUGGGGAGAGUUGGGAGGGUGAAGGAGAAGGCCUGGGGAAGGUUUCCCCCCAAAAGGCUGCCACCUUUAAGCCUUCACUGUAACAUGGACAAGUUGACCCAGAAAAUAAAUUGCUGUGUGUUAGGGA
Phascolarctos cinereus (koala) is the source of this 2993-nucleotide messenger RNA. It is a transcript of the gene ANKRD54, whose product is annotated as ankyrin repeat domain 54. Gene Ontology annotation, biological process: regulation of protein kinase activity; regulation of intracellular signal transduction. Gene Ontology annotation, molecular function: protein kinase regulator activity; protein binding. NCBI's taxonomy places the organism in Eukaryota, Metazoa, Chordata, Mammalia, Diprotodontia, Phascolarctidae. Gene Ontology annotation, cellular component: cytoplasm; nucleus. The record is from RefSeq and is a predicted model, not a curated record.